Lutra lutra (Eurasian river otter) is the source of this 2858-nucleotide messenger RNA. It is a transcript of the gene GATA3, whose product is annotated as GATA binding protein 3. Gene Ontology annotation, molecular function: zinc ion binding; RNA polymerase II cis-regulatory region sequence-specific DNA binding; DNA-binding transcription factor activity, RNA polymerase II-specific. Gene Ontology annotation, biological process: positive regulation of transcription by RNA polymerase II; negative regulation of transcription by RNA polymerase II; embryonic organ development. NCBI's taxonomy places the organism in Eukaryota, Metazoa, Chordata, Mammalia, Carnivora, Mustelidae. Gene Ontology annotation, cellular component: nucleus. The record is from RefSeq and is a predicted model, not a curated record. The transcript is spliced from 6 exons. Bases 624 to 1958 code for a protein of 444 amino acids.
CGCCACAGCUGUCUGCGAACACUGAGCUGCCUGGCGCCGUCUUGAUACUUUCAGAAAGAAUGCAUUCCCUGUAAAAAAAAAAAAAAAUACUGAGAGAGAGAGAGAGGAAAAGAGAGAGAGACGGAGAGCGCGCGCGACAGAGCGAGCCACGCAAUCUGACCGAGCAGUUUCUGCUCUCCCAGGUCGUACGCCUCCUCCUCCUCCUCUCUGCUCCUCGCUACCAGGUGACCCGAGGAGAGCCUCAGCCUCGGAGCCGCUGAGGGAGCCCCGGUGCAGAAGAGCCUCCCUUGCAGAAUUCCAGCCACCUUCGCUCGCCCUCCCCCCUUUUAGGACUUGGUCCCCCUUUAUCCUUCCGUACCUAUUUUUUGGAAUUUCUUUUUUCUUCCCCUUCUUCUCUUAACUACUGCUUACAGAUUUUUUUUUUUUUUAAAUCUCCUUUGCUUACUUUUCCUUCCCAGCGUUCCCAUUCCCCCACUGAAAACAAAUCAUUAACCGACCCCCGCCCCUCGGACGGCAGGAGCACCUGCAGAGCCUCGGAGCCCCCCGAUCCUCCAGCCCGACCGCCCUCCCUCUCCGCGCGCGGGUUCCGGGCCUGGCGAGAGGGCGCGAGCGCAGCCGGGGCCAUGGAGGUGACGGCGGACCAGCCGCGCUGGGUGAGCCACCACCACCCCGCGGUCCUCAACGGGCAGCACCCGGACACGCACCACCCGGGCCUCGGCCACUCCUACAUGGACCCGGCGCAGUACCCGCUGCCCGAGGAGGUGGAUGUACUUUUUAACAUCGACGGUCAAGGCAACCACGUCCCUUCCUACUACGGAAACUCAGUGAGGGCCACGGUGCAGAGGUACCCUCCGACCCACCACGGGAGCCAGGUGUGCCGCCCGCCCCUGCUGCACGGAUCCCUGCCCUGGCUGGACGGCGGCAAGGCUCUGGGCAGCCACCACACCGCUUCGCCCUGGAACCUCAGCCCCUUCUCCAAGACGUCCAUCCACCACGGCUCCCCGGGGCCGCUGUCCGUCUACCCCCCGGCCUCGUCCUCUUCGCUGUCGGCGGGCCACUCCAGCCCGCACCUCUUCACCUUCCCGCCCACCCCGCCGAAGGACGUCUCCCCGGACCCGUCCCUGUCCACCCCGGGCUCGGCCGGCUCGGCCCGGCAGGACGAGAAAGAGUGCAUCAAGUACCAGGUGCCGCUGCCCGACAGCAUGAAGCUCGAGUCCACGCACUCGCGGGGCAGCAUGACCACCCUGGGAGGGGCGGCCUCCUCGGCGCAUCACCCCAUCACCACGUACCCGCCCUACGUCCCUGAAUACAGCUCUGGACUCUUCCCGCCCAGCAGCCUGCUGGGGGGCUCCCCCACGGGCUUCGGAUGCAAGUCGAGGCCCAAGGCGAGAUCCAGCACAGAAGGCAGGGAGUGCGUGAACUGUGGGGCCACCUCAACCCCCCUGUGGCGGCGGGAUGGCACCGGGCAUUACCUGUGCAACGCCUGCGGGCUCUACCACAAAAUGAAUGGACAGAACCGACCCCUUAUCAAGCCCAAGCGAAGGCUGUCGGCCGCAAGAAGGGCAGGGACGUCCUGUGCGAACUGUCAAACCACCACCACGACGCUCUGGAGAAGAAAUGCCAACGGAGACCCCGUCUGUAAUGCGUGUGGGCUCUACUACAAGCUUCACAAUAUUAACAGACCCCUGACCAUGAAGAAGGAAGGCAUCCAGACCCGGAACCGAAAAAUGUCUAGCAAAUCCAAAAAGUGCAAAAAGGUGCAUGAUACGCUGGAGGACUUCCCCAAGGGCAGCUCGUUCAACCCGGCCGCCCUCUCCAGACACAUGUCCUCUCUCAGCCACAUCUCCCCCUUCAGCCACUCCAGCCACAUGCUGACCACUCCGACGCCGAUGCACCCCCCGUCCAGCCUCUCCUUCGGACCUCACCACCCUUCCAGUAUGGUCACCGCCAUGGGUUAGAGCCGCUACUCGACGCUUCCAGGCCUCCCAUCGAGAGUCCCUCCAGCCCCUCCCACGUGCAUUUUUGCAGGAGCAGUAUCAUGAAGCCGAAGUCCCACGGAUCUAUGUUUCUGAAGGCAGAAAGCGAAACGACGUUUGCCACUUUCGCAGAAGAGCUCACUGUGCUGUGUUCUCGAUCACCGAAUCUGGAUCCCAUUUGUGAAUAAGCCAUUCAGACUCAUGUUCCCUAUUUAUCAGGGUCUCUCUAGUGCUGUGAAGAAAAAAAAAAAAAGAAAGAAAGAAAAUAAACCACGCCGAACAUUGCAUAUAACUUAUAUUGUAAGAAAAUACUGUACAUUAGACGAAGACGUUAUCGCAUCUGGGUAGCUGUAAGAAAGGCAUGAAGGACGCCAAGAAUUUUAAGGAACACGGGGGAAAUAAAGUGCAGAAAUUAAGAAGAAACUAGGUCUGCUCCUCUCAUGGAUGAACCGCCAGUGUCAAUUCCUUGCACUGGUCGUGGUCCUUGGAUGGAUUAAAAGGAAAAAAAAAAAAAGCAAGAAAAAAAGAAAAAAGUCAUAGGCAAAUCAUUUGUUCAAAGCGGUGGGCCUCUGUCUGGAAAAUUCUGUCAGUUCUGGGCAGUCAGUGUGGCCACUCACGCACGCACGCAUUGCCAUCGAGGGGGUCCAAGAGCCUCGCUCAGGCCUCCCCGCUUUGUGAACAAGUCCCUGUAAUUGUUGUUUGUAUGUAUAACUCAAAGCACCAAAAUAAGAAGAGAUGUAGAUUUAUUUCAUCCUAUUAUACAGACUGAACGGUUGUACAAAUUUAUUUACUGCUAGUGUUAAGAACUACUUUCUGUUUUCAUAUUUUCCUUCUCUCUCAAUUUUUUGGUUGAAUAAACUAGAUGACCUUCAGUUGACCUAA